AUGCGCCCCAUCCUCCCGAAUAUGGUUGAGCUGCCAGACGAUGAUUGUGUCGAGGUAGUUGGGAUUAUCCGAAACAGCUCCCAAUCCAAAGCUACCCACGUCCAUCUCUUUCCCAAGUCAGGGGAAAACGAACCCAAAUGCUGCAUUCGGAUAGAGAGCUCAACCAGGCAAGUUGUCAGCACUAAAUGUGCGGAUUUCGGUCACAGUGUCGACUCCAACGUCGCCAAACUUGAGGGUGCCCUAGUGUCAAAUUAUACAGGUGUGGAUAUUAGCCCUAUUUUCGAAAACGAUAUGGCUGAGUUUGGUAACGACAUCUCGCAUGACUGCACUGUCGACGACCUGGCGAUUUCCUACAACAAGUCUAUCGAAUCGACAUACUCCAACGGCGGCCGAUCUUCCACAAGCCAUCCUCGAAUUAUACGAAUGACCGCCAACAUCACCCACAAAACUGUCCCUAAUUCCCACCGUCCAAUUAUACGUCAUGUUUUGGACGUGCUUGCUGGGGACAACUCGAGCAUUCUUGUUGCAGAUAGCGAGAAUGUUUACAAGAACCUCAUUGGUCGACUUACUUUACACCGGAUCGAAAUGAGCUUGUUGGCUGCUCUUGACCCGGACAUUGAAAAAGUGCAUCAAAUAGGACCGCUUGAUUUUGAUACUUUGAAAUCCCUUGAUCAUUCCAAGGCAGAGAGCUACAAGUGGCCGGGAAUUUAUCUCCAUGUCAUCUACGACGAAGAACAUUACGGAACAUUCUGGCUAUACGUUGGCGCAGGAAUGGAUGUCAAAAGCCGGAUUGCCCAACAUUACAAGUUCAGAUAUACCCCAAGCCGGAGAUGUCUACAUUAUCACAUGUGGAAUAUGCCCGGCCAAAAAGACUUCUUUGUUCUCCUAGGGGAUUUUAAGGGCAUGGCAUUUGAUUAUGGCGAUCAGUCCGCGAUGAAUAACCUCUUCGAAGAGUGGAGUUGCCUCAUAUGGCAAACAUUACCUUCAUCUCUUUUAUCAGUGGCACUUCCUCAAGGCUUUAGAAUAUGCGAGGCCAAUAUCCAUCUUAACCGGGCCUCUCCUCUUCGACAAAAGUAUAACCGCAAGGCAGUUACCGAGGGUAAUUUCGAGACUGCUCUAGAACUCCGUCUAGGUGCUAAAGAUCUAUUGAUGUCGCAUGAUCCCGAUAUCCGGGCUUAUUUUGAGCGGCGAGGAGGUUACUACGAUCUGCCAAUGUGA
This is a messenger RNA of Venustampulla echinocandica, 1218 nucleotides long. RefSeq lists its product as uncharacterized. The transcript has 2 exons. The record is from RefSeq and is a predicted model, not a curated record. Lineage: Eukaryota; Fungi; Ascomycota; Leotiomycetes; Helotiales; Pleuroascaceae. The coding region runs from base 1 to 1218 and encodes 405 amino acids.